Molecule: messenger RNA, 4216 nt
Organism: Astrephomene gubernaculifera
Lineage: Eukaryota; Viridiplantae; Chlorophyta; Chlorophyceae; Chlamydomonadales; Astrephomenaceae
Source: the annotation of a GenBank genome assembly
CUAAUAUUAUUUGCUUCGGAUCAGCUGCGCGCUGCUUAGCUUGCCCUGCUUUGCUACCAAGAUAACUUCAUACUGUGUUAACCACAACCCUUGCACGACUGGGGCCAUCACCAUCAGGGACAGGUCUCCUAGAGACAAUACUACUGAUCAGGCCCUAGGGUUUGGAAAAGGAGCAAGAGGUUGUCCGUUUCGCCGCCGGAGCCAAGCGGACGUUGACGCUCAACGGCCGUUCUGCUAGACCUAGGCGAUUGAAGUCGCUCACGCUCAUUUACCCUUUACUCUUAGCAAUACAUCAAGACCAUCAUAUAGCCGUAGGCUCCUCCUUCACUCUUACAGCACCCAAAUGGCGGAGGAUAAGAAAGGGGCUCAUCCCCACGUUUCGCCCGCGCUCAAGGGCUUCGCUGGCUCAAUUGGUGGUGUUGCUGAGGCCGUCUGCCUCCAACCUAUGGAUGUGAUUAAGACGCGUCUGCAGCUCGACAAGGUCGGCAAGUACACAGGCAUCAUCCAGUGCGGCCGCACGAUAGCCAACGAGGAGGGCGUUGCCGCUCUGUGGAAGGGCCUAACGCCUUUCGCUACUCACUUGACGCUCAAGUACGCGCUGCGCAUGGGCUCCAACAGCGUCUACCAGACUUUGUUGCGCGAUGAGAAGGGCAAGCUCACAGAUGGUCGUCGCAUGCUCGCCGGGUUCCUGGCGGGCAUCACCGAGGCCCUCAUUAUCGUGACGCCCUUUGAGGUGGUCAAGAUUCGGCUGCAGCAGCAGAAGGGUCUGGCCAAGGAGAACUUCAAGUACAAGGGUCCCAUCCACUGUGCUACGACCGUGCUACGUGAGGAGGGCAUCCGCGGCAUGUGGGCUGGCGCCACACCAACCAUCAUGCGCAACGGCACCAACCAGAUGUGCCUCUUCUGGGCUAAGAACAACGCCGACGCAUGGCUCUGGGGCAAGCAUGAGGGCGAUGGCAAGAUCCUGACGCCAUGGCAGUCCAUGACAUCAGGCUUCCUCGCAGCCUUCAUCGGCCCUAUCGCCACCGGCCCCUUCGAUGUCGCCAAGACGCGCCUCAUGGCUCAGUCGGGAGCCGCCGACGGGGUCCGCUACAAGGGCUUCUUCGACGCGCUCGUCCGCAUCCCGGCCGAGGAGGGUGUAAUGGCCAUGUGGAAGGGCCUGCUGCCGCGGCUACUGCGCAUUCCGCCGGGCCAGGCCAUUGUGUGGGCUGUCAGCGAUCAGAUCACCGGGUACUUUGAGCAGCAGGCGAUGGUGAAGUCCGGGCAGCUGGCGGCUUGAGCGACAUGGCUGAAGGCUGUUGGGUGGUGACAGGACCUAGGGUGGGUGACGUGACGACCUGUGAGCGUUUGGAGGGUGUACGAGAGAAGAUUAUGUUGUGACAUGAGUGGCGUGAGAGAGGGGGGUGGGGGCGGGGGUGGUUCGGUCAGGUUGCUGGUGGAGAGGAGGCUUGGCGGGAAAGGGCUGGUGUUAGCUCGUGAAGGGGAAGGUGUUGGGUCUUAAAGUGUAUGUAGUGUACCUAGCCGGUGUGCAUGCAAGGGGAUGUGUGUCCUUAUUGUUUAUGGUAUCGACAGUCGUCUGGGCUCUUGCUGGAAGGCGAGACCUAUACGAAGGGCUUAUCGUAUAGCUGUGCCUAAACCUCAGGGGAAAUUCAUGAGCCCCUGUGACUUCUCCUCCUGUUUCCCUGGUUUUAUCCUGGUAUUUCGACGAGUUUGGUUUCGCGCCGCAGGUCCAGCCCGGCUGCAGCUCGGGCUGAUAGGUGGUGGUCGUGAUUUGGUCCCCGCCAGAGGAUUGGCAUGAGGCCUGCGUGCGGCAUGGUUAGUAAAGCAUAACUGCCAAGAGGGGCAGGUCUUCGGCCCCAUCCUCGUUUAUUUGGAUACGUUUAAAAGCUGCAUGCCCUGACUGGGUCUUGGGACAGCUGUAUGGAGUGUCGCUGUAGACGCGCGGGCAGCAUACAUGCCCGUAUGCAUGGUUGGUCGGUGCCCGCAUCUGCAACCAGACGUACGGCGUUAUCGUUACUAGAGGCCUGUCGCGCUGAGGGAUAGGCAGGAUGUAGUUGAGAAGGGCAUGGUUCGACAAUCGCAUAUUCUUUGUUCCUUGUUGCAAAGGACCACAGGCUGGAGAGGCAACUCCUGGUUCCUGCUGCGCCAUGUAACAGUAUUGCCGCUGCCCAUUAUUUAACUCAACGAACUCAGCUGUUACAGCCCUUAAUGCAGCGCCAUCGCAAAAAUAGCAGCGCGACAAAUAGCUUACGGUUGUGGUCGGCUAGCCUGCAGUCAUCGUUGGUCUACAAUUAUACCUGAGAACCUAACCUCGGGGAAGCAUGGGAGUACCCUUAUUAUUAAAGCCACCUGGACUCUUUCUACAUCACCACCGGCGCAGCUGCUGUAGCCAACAGCGCGGGUAUCCAUGGACUACGCUCCCAUGCCAGGCAGGCAACGGCGCAGGGCCUGGACCCAGCAGCGAUGGAGGUAGUUUAUCUGAUAAGUUGCAGCGCGUCCGUCGGCGGCUUGGUCUGCCUUCGGACGGCAGCGCUCCCGGUGCCCCAGGUCCUAGGGUCCCCAAGACCAGGGGCGAGCUCGGAGAGUUGGGCGUGGGCGAGUGGGGCGCCCAGAGCUGGUACGAGGACUGGGACCCCUCGGUGCGCUACUCGCCCCCGCAAGUGGACCGCAUUGCGGACGAGGGGGUUGAGAGGUUCCGCAAGGUCACCCGGAAUGCGGGCCCACGUGACAAGUGGAUCACGCCGCUUCUGGACUGGGAUGCCGUACGAGAGGGUCUCGAUCCAGAUCAGGAGCGCUCCGAGCAGAUGCUCACCGGGGAAGCCCUGGUCAACAAGGAGGAGUCACAGAUUGCCGUACGGUACGUGGCUCGGCUGAUCGGCAUUCCACUAGUCACGGGCUUCGUGGUCAGCCGCGCACUGGCAGACCCCAUCCUCAACUUCACACUUCGUAACAAUCCGCAAGCCUUCGAGCUGUCAGAUCUGCAAAAGGUGGAGGGGGCCAAGGCGGUGCAUGUGGAGGAAACGCGCAUGCGGUUAGACAUGGCCAUCGGUCGCGCGCCCCCCCUGUCAGAGCUCCAGAUGUUCGAACACUUGGCGGAGUUCGCGGCUGAGGUCCAGGAGGAGGAGCGGCACCACAAUGAGACCAUCCUCAUCAACGCCGUCUCUGACUCCAUCUCCUUCCUGACCUUUGUGGGCAUCCUGUCGCAGCCCACAAAGGGCCGUGAUGCGAUGUUCAACACACUGUCGCGGCUGUUUUACGGGCUGAGUGAUAUCGCCAAGGCGGUUAUGAUCAUCCUGGUCGCGGACACGCUGCUGGGGUACCACUCGGAGGAGGGCUGGCACGGGCUGAUUGAGCUGGUGCUGGGGCACUACGGCAUUGAGCCCAGCGAGUCGGGCGUGGUGAUCUUCGUGGGUGUGGUGCCGGUGGUGAUUGACGUGCUGUUCAAGUACUGGAUCUUCAUUGGGCUGAACCGCAUUUCACCAGGAGCUGUGGUCACCAUUAAGCAGGUGGACCGGCACUAAGGCAGGCGAGGGCGGCGCGGUGCGACAGCUAGCGCCCGGCAGCUGUGAGGUGAAUUGUGAGUAGGGUAGAGGAGGUGCUCCAGGAAAGAGGAGGAAGGGAAGGAGCGUCGUGUUCGUGCGAGUACGGUAAGCUGGAGGCGUAUGAGUGAGCAUGGAGAGAUGGCGCAGGCUAUACCACCCACGCAGCUGUGCCUAAGGGACCCGUGGGUUGGUUGGUACGCUGGGGAGCUUUCAUGCAACCUUGCAAAUGACGAAAUGAGUGAUCCAGGUGAGGGGCUUUUGAUAGACUAGAUAAGUGCUACAUGUGCAACUACGGGUCGCCUGCGCAAAGGGUGCAGGGGCGCACUGUACUACCUCCGGCGGGGGCAAAUGGCGACACUGAGUUUGUGAGCUUUGCUUGUGGGUUUAGAAGCGAGUGGAUUUAGAGACUUGAGGGUCUGGUUUGUCAAGGUACCGGUACAUGCCCGUGCCGUCCCGGCCAGUAGCGUUGCUGAUGGUGGCUGGUGCGCUUGGGCGGCCGGUUUCGUCCCAAGAGAGGAGAGGAAGAGAGGAGUGCAACCUGGGUGGGUCGCCAAGUGUGGCGGCUCAACGACGUGUAGAGAGUUAGCCUAGAGUGUUAGCCACACAUGUGUUAUGAACACAGGCCAACUGCUGCCUAAGGUUAUCCCGGCAAUAUACAAGUUACAGUGCGGGCG